GAAGCAGCUCGGGGUCUCUCCGCCGCCCCUUGGCCAUGGCCGCGGUGCCGACGGCGCCCGCUCCCCUGCGCUCCCGGGGCCCCCGCCGCUGCCGCCGCAGCCGCCGCAGCAGCCUCUGAGCCCAACUGGCCGCCGCCUUCGCCGCCCGCCCGGAUCCCGCCCGCGGCCGCAGCGGCCGCGCACCAUGCUACCUGCGGCCGCCGGGGCGGCUCCUUGGAACCCUUGCUCGCGGCGAUGACAGCCACCCCAGAGAAGCCGCGGCAGCUCAGUCCUCGGACAAUUUGAAAGUACAAUAGUUGGUUCCCUGUCCACUCGCCCCGCUCCGCUUGCCACCACAGCACGCCUGUCGGAUCUGAGUGGAGAAGCCCGCUGCUUGGCUUCCGUGCUGCCUGUCUCGCUCUAUAGACGCCUGACAUAUAGGGUUUAAGACAUUAACUGUAAUUAGCAAUCAAAAGAAAAAGGAGAAAAGGAAGGGAACCAUCACUGGGUUACUAUGCACUUGCGACUGAUUCCUUGGUUUUUUAUCAUGUUGAACUUUAUGGAAUACAUCGGCAGCCAAAACGCCUCCCGGGGAAGGCGCCAGCGAAGAAUGCAUCCUAAUGUCAGUCAAGGCUGCCAAGGAGGCUGUGCAACGUGUUCAGAUUACAAUGGAUGUUUGUCAUGUAAGCCCAGACUAUUUUUUGUUCUGGAAAGAAUUGGCAUGAAGCAGAUUGGAGUGUGUCUCUCUUCAUGUCCAAGUGGAUAUUAUGGAACUCGAUAUCCAGAUAUAAAUAAGUGUACAAAAUGCAAAGCUGACUGUGAUACUUGUUUCAACAAAAAUUUCUGCACAAAAUGUAAAAGUGGAUUUUACUUACACCUUGGAAAGUGCCUUGACAAUUGUCCAGAGGGGUUGGAAACUAACAACCACACCAUGGAGUGCGUCAGUAUAGUGCACUGUGAGGCCAGUGAAUGGAGCACUUGGAGUCCAUGCACGAAGAAAGGAAAAACUUGUGGCUUCAAAAGAGGGACUGAAACACGGGUCCGGGAAAUAAUCCAGCACCCUUCAGCGAAGGGCAACCUGUGUCCCCCGACAAGUGAGACAAGAAAGUGUACAGUGCAAAGAAAGAAGUGUCAAAAGGGAGAACGAGGAAAAAAAGGAAGAGAGAGGAAAAGAAAAAAGCUUAAUAAAGAAGAAAAUAAGGAAGCAAUACCUGACAAUAAAAGUCUGGAAUCCAGCAGAGAAACUCCAGAACAGCGAGAACACAAAGACAAACAGCAGCAGAAGAAGCGAAAAGUCCAAGACAAACAACAGAAAUCGUCUGUGGAUCUCUUUUGGGGAUUGAAGUCACCCUAGCUGAAGCCCUACCUGUGUUUCACAGAGGACACAGCCAGUCCAGUACAGAAGGAGGCAUCCCUGAAUGUGCAGUGUGCGAUCUCGUGACCCACCAUAACCUUCCUGUUGCAAUGGAAGGAUACACAGCUGCUCUGUCCACCAGGCCUCCUAGUCCUGUCAAGAUCACUGCUUGCUGAAGAACUUGCAAUGAAUCCGACUUCUCACUGCCUGGCUCUGGGCACUCUCUCUGCCAACUGUACUGUUCAUGUGGACUGCUUGGCUUAAUUGGGUUUCCAUCUCUCUUUUCCUCUCCCAAGAUAUAAAAAUUUAUCAUGAUGUAUUUGUGUUUCUUACUCUAGUGUUUCUUUACUUGUCCACAUGGGAUGAACAUUUCAACUACAACUAUUCCCAAAAUAUAAAAUAAUGCUAUCUUCAACUAAAACAUAUGCUACCAAGGAGAAACCAAUCUUAUCCAACAGAAUUAUGUGAAGCAGAAGUAAGGUCCCAUGGUUUAGAACUUUCAAAUGAUUCCACACACCAUCUUUGUCCUCAGUGUUAUCUAAUCAAGUAUAAAUAACAAAAUUAUGUUUGCAUAUCUUUCUAACAUUUUCUUUAUUCCUUCAACAAGCACUUACCAGGAAGUUCUACACCUGCAUGUACAAUGCUGGAAAUGAGAUAAACAAACAAGGACAGGGUGGGCAUUGUGGCACAGUGAGUUAAGCUGCUGCUUCGGAUGCCCUGUCUCCGGAUUAGAGCUGGGGCAACUCCACUUGUGAACCACCUUCCUGCUCAUGCCUCUUAUGAGGCAUCAGAUGAUGGGUCAGUGUUUGACACCCUGCCACUCAGAUGGAGUUCUGGACUCUUGCUUUCAGACUAGUCCAGCUCUGGCUGUUGCCAGCAUUUGAGGAAUGAACCAGUAGAUGGAAGAUUCUCUCUCUCUCUCUCUCUCUCUCUCUCUCUCUCUUUUCUCUCUUCUCUCUUCUCUCUUUCUCUUUAACUGAAUCAACUUGCAUACUGUUGUCUAUCUAUAGUUUUUAGAAUCCCUUCCUAAUUCUUUCUGAACAGCCAUCACCCGCAUUUUCUCCACUCCUCCCUGAUCUUCUUACAAGAGUGCAUCUGACAAGGAAAUGUGGCCAAUUUGUUUUCUCUCUUUCUCCCUCUCUCUAUCUCUUUUUUUCUCUCUAUCUGUAUGUGUGUGUGUUUCAAGUAGAUGAAAAUAAACAUUUUUUAAAAAACAGGGACACAACAAUGGUGACAAUUAACUCUGUCUUCCCAUAUGGUCCUCCACACAAUGGCAAAAGAUUACAAUACUUAAUACAAAACUUAAAUAACUUAAAUAAAGGUAGAAUUAUUAAAAGGAAAAAGAAAUGAAAACUAACAUUAGUCUUCAUGCAUCAGGUAAAAUGUAAAUGGAAACAAAGAUAACAUCUUUUUUUAAAUAAAAGACUUGAGAAUAGAACCACCAUGUAUAGGGAAAAGCGCAGAAAAAUUCAAUUUAUACUGAACUGAAAGUCACAAUAAUCAUUUGCAAUUGCUUUACAGUUUCUUAAAGAACUCCCCUCAGUUUGCUUAAUAUUCUUGCUAAUUUUUCAGCUAAAUCAGCAUCAAUUUUUCAAAAAAUUAAGAACACCAAGGAAGGGACUUGCUUUAAAGAUAACAAAGGUGACAUUAAGAAUCUCCUUCUAACAGGACGAACACUACCUAAAAAUUGCAUAAGAGUACCUAUUCAGUCUGGUGUAAUAGUCUACAUAUUUGAGAUACAAUGUGGGAUGACUCAGAACACUGAUAUAGAUGGUCCAGUAUGAAGAGAGGGAAACAAAUUUUCCAUAUUUCCUUGUCAGAUGCACUCUUGUAAGAUCAGGGAGGAGCCGAGAAAAUACAGGUGGCUGUUUAGGAAGAAUCAGGAAGGAAUUCUAAACACUAUAUUUAGACAACAGUGUGCAAGUUGAUGCAAUUAAAGAGAAAACAGGCAACUUUUAAAAUAUAUAGCUGGCCACAGGUCUUUGAGAAUUCAAGAAGACAAUCAACAGUAGACAAGAUCCAAAAGUUGCCUCAGGCAAAGUUUAGGACCUAGGCAUUCUUCCUAAUGGCUCUGAACAGGCAAAAAGCAUGAAAGUAGUUCUGUUUUUUUAAAAAAAAAAAAAAAAGACAAAGAUUUUCUGCUUCUCCAUAUCAAUUACCUUCAAAGUUUCAGGGAAAAAUAAGAAGCAAAACAAAAACAAAAAACCACUGAUGGUAAAGAGAAGACUUCUACCCACAUUCUGACUUUGGAAAAUACUACUUUUAUCAUUUUCCCUUUUAUGAACAAUCUUGGGGCAUUCCUGAAAAAUAGGGGUCCAGUGGCUAUGAGAACUCUUAACUUCAAGUAAUUUUCAAA
Oryctolagus cuniculus (rabbit) is the source of this 3689-nucleotide messenger RNA. RefSeq names its product R-spondin 3 (gene RSPO3). The record is from RefSeq and is a predicted model, not a curated record. Lineage: Eukaryota; Metazoa; Chordata; Mammalia; Lagomorpha; Leporidae.